AUGAAAAAGUCUUCGGUAAGAAAAUACUCAGACCCAAUCCCAGUUGAUCUACUUAUAGAUAUAUUCUCUCGAGUCUCUGGAAAGUCUAUAGCUAGGUUUCGUUGCGUAUCAAAAUUCUGCGCAUGGAUACUUCGUCUUCCUGAUUUCACCGAGUUGUUUCUGACUAAGUCUUCCACUCGUCCUCGCCUCUUUUUCACCGUAAAAGCUAAUGGCAAGUCAUUCUUCUACUCUUCAACUCAGCCUCAGAAUCCAGAUAAGAACUCUUCUCUUGUAGCCACCCGUUAUGCGUCUUUUCCCGAAUAUUUUUCAUCUAAUAUGUACUAUACCCACACGGUCUGUGGAUUGGUCUUGCGUAACGGAUGGACAAUAAGACAGCCGCGGGUAAUUUGUAACCCUGCCACGGGAGGGUUCCUAACUUUACCUAAAGUGCUUAUAAAAACAAACAACUUAGUCGAAGUGGAAGCUAAGAGUUCCCCCACGAAGAUUUCAAGAAUCUUACUUGGCUAUGAUCCGAUCAGCAGACAGUUCAAAGUGUUGUGUAUGACCUCGUCAAGUGAUGAAAGACCCAAUACUCAUCAGGUUUUGACAUUGGAGACUGGAAAACGUUCAUGGAGAAGGAUCGAACACAAGUUCCAUUUUAUUAAGAAUUUUAGAAUGCGUGGUGAAGUAUGCUUAAAUGGUGUUUUGUAUUUCGGAGCUCAGUUUGGACAAUCUUCUGUGAUAGUUUCCUUCGACGUUAGGUCUGAAAAGUUUGGCUUUAUUAACACAAAUAAAGACUUGGAAGUAGAGGAUUCUUCUUUUGGGGAUUCUUUGACUUUGUUCAACUACAAAGGUAAAUUAGGUAUAUAUGAUUGGGAUAUAGAUCGGGAUAGAGAACUUGUGUUGUGGGUUCUAGAAGAUGCUGGAAAUCAUAAAUGGUCCAAGCAUGUCUACGUAUUGCCUGAUGUAAUCAAUGAGAUGAUGAUGUUUGUUGGAAUGACUAGUACAGGUGAAAUUGUUUGGUCGUCGUACGACGACGACGACGACCUAUCAAUCCUUUUCUACGUUUUCUUCUACAAUCUCGAGAGGAAAACUUUAACAAGGGUCAGUAUACAGGGAAUAGAAGAGUUUAAGCAUCAUGAUAUAACUAUUGACACCUUUUUACACUAUGUGGAGAAUAUGAAGUUUAUGUAA
Eutrema salsugineum is the source of this 1173-nucleotide messenger RNA. RefSeq names its product putative F-box protein At1g53360. Lineage: Eukaryota; Viridiplantae; Streptophyta; Magnoliopsida; Brassicales; Brassicaceae. Bases 1 to 1173 code for a protein of 390 amino acids. The transcript has 2 exons. The record is from RefSeq and is a predicted model, not a curated record. Gene Ontology annotation, molecular function: protein binding.